This is a messenger RNA of Phymastichus coffea, 1901 nucleotides long. It is a transcript of the gene ND-51, whose product is annotated as NADH dehydrogenase [ubiquinone] flavoprotein 1, mitochondrial. The record is from RefSeq and is a predicted model, not a curated record. Gene Ontology annotation, biological process: mitochondrial electron transport, NADH to ubiquinone. Lineage: Eukaryota; Metazoa; Arthropoda; Insecta; Hymenoptera; Eulophidae. Gene Ontology annotation, molecular function: NADH dehydrogenase (ubiquinone) activity; 4 iron, 4 sulfur cluster binding; FMN binding. The transcript has 6 exons. The coding region runs from base 113 to 1528 and encodes 471 amino acids.
AUUAAUUGUUACAGUUUUUACGAGUUUAUAACUAUAUCCACUCGUAAUUAUUUGUUACAUCUGGUCGUGCAAUAGUCGCGCAAUCGCAGCAGUUCGUGCAGUUCUGUUUGACAUGGCGGGCGUCAUAGUGCGCAAUUUUCACAUCCCGAAGAGACAAUUAGGUCUCCUCGGGCAGGCUGUAAAUAAUCAACAAUCAAGGAACUAUGCAGAUGCUCCACCCGAAGCAAAAAAAUGUGGUCCACUCAAAGAUGAAGAUCGUAUUUUCACAAAUUUGUAUGGGCGUCAUGAUUGGAGGUUGAAAGGGGCUAUGAAACGAGGAGAUUGGUAUAAGACAAAGGAAAUAGUGGAAAAAGGUGCAGACUGGAUCAUUAAUGAAAUUAAAGUAUCUGGUCUUCGUGGCAGAGGAGGAGCUGGUUUCCCAUCUGGAAUGAAAUGGUCUUUCAUGAAUAAACCUUCUGAUGGUAGACCAAAGUAUCUUGUUAUUAAUGGAGAUGAGGGAGAGCCAGGAACAUGUAAAGAUCGUGAAAUUCUGCGCCAUGACCCACACAAACUAAUCGAGGGCUGUCUUAUUGCUGGAAAAGCUAUGGGAGCUUGUGCAGCAUACAUCUACAUUCGUGGAGAGUUUUAUAAUGAAGCAUCUAAUACUCAAGUUGCCAUUGCAGAGGCUUAUCAAGCUGGCUUACUUGGAAAGAAUGCUUGUGGUUCAGGCUAUGACUUUGACAUAUUUGUACAAAGAGGAGCUGGUGCUUAUAUCUGUGGUGAAGAAACUGCUUUAAUUGAAUCAAUUGAAGGCAAACAGGGAAAGCCAAGACUAAAACCACCUUUCCCAGCGGAUGUUGGUCUUUUUGGUUGUCCCACAACUGUAACUAAUGUCGAAACUGUUGCUGUAGCUCCAACAAUUUGUCGUAGAGGAGGUAGUUGGUUUGCAUCCCUUGGCAGACCUCGAAAUAGCGGAACCAAGCUCUACAACAUUUCAGGCCAUGUUAACAAUCCAUGCACAGUGGAAGAGGAGAUGUCAAUACCUUUAAAAGAGUUGAUAGAAAGGCAUGCUGGUGGUGUGAUAGGAGGCUGGGAUAAUCUAUUGGGAAUCAUUCCUGGUGGUUCAUCUACACCCGUCAUUCCAAAACAUAUUUGCGAUACUGUUCUUAUGGAUUACGACGACUUGGUUCGAGUUCAAAGUUCUUUUGGAACAGCAGCUGUCAUUGUUAUGAACAAACAAACCGACAUCAUUAAAGCUAUUACACGUCUCAUUAGUUUUUACAAGCAUGAAUCCUGUGGUCAAUGCACUCCUUGCCGAGAGGGUAUUUCUUGGAUGUACAAAAUAAUGCAGAGAUUUGUUCAAGGUAACGCAGAAGUGCAGGAAAUUGACAUGCUGUGGGAACUAACUAAACAAAUAGAAUUACACACAAUCUGUGCCCUUGCUGAUGGUGCGGCAUGGCCAGUCCAAGGGCUCAUCAGACAUUUUAGACCAGAAAUUGAAGCCAGGAUUAAAAAUUUCAAAGGUGGACGAGCAGCAGUUUCUCAGUAAUUAGGAAACAUAAAUAUUAUUUCUUCAAAGAAUGAAGUUGUUUAUUUAUUUUCACUUGUAUAUAUAGUUCUGUUAAAAUUGUUUUAGAGUAUAUUGAUCCUGUACCACUUUUCAAUUCUCGAUCUUAUUUUCAAGGAUAUUGUUUUCGAAUCAUUUGUUAAAAUCUGUACGAUUGUUUACGAGAUUUCUUUAGAAUCAUUUUACAUACAUAGUUCUCAACUAGUAAACGUUUGUUUCACAAAAAUAUUAUAUUAUAUUUUUUCUUUUCAAAAGCUACCGACGUAUUAAAAAAUUGAAAAAUAUCAAUUUAUGUAUUGCUUUGUACAAAAUUGAAGUUCAUCAGCAGAUAAAAUAAAAAAAUCUAUAAAUCUUA